CUCCAUUCAGCUUGUCGUAAUUUGGUCAUCUUCAAGUCUGUCAGUUCAAGUCGUCAGACAGGAAUCAAACAGCAGAAUCGAUAUCAUGUCUCUCCAGCAGUUUGACGGUCUGGAAAUUCCAGCUCCUGCUGAUUUCCAUGUUCACCUCCGCGAUGGACCUAUGAUGGAGCUUGUCACACCAACCAUCAGACAAGGAGGUGUCAACACCGUCUUCGUCAUGCCCAACCUCGUGCCUCCAAUCACAACCGUUCAGCAUGCUUUGGACUACAAGAAGAGACUCGAAGCAAUUGAACCAAACGUCAACUUUCUCAUGUCUUUGUACCUGCACCCCGACAUCACGCCUGAAGUAGUCAAGGAGGCUGUGGCUGCAGGUAUCACGGGCAUCAAGUCCUACCCUGCUGGCGUAACCACAAACAGCAGCGCUGGUGUUGUCAGCUACGAGCCCUUCUAUCCUGUUUUUGAGGAGAUGGAGCGCCAGAACAUGGUCUUGAACCUGCACGGUGAAGUGCCUGGUUCCAAGGAUAACGACAUUACCAUCUUGAAUGCGGAAGAGGCAUUCCUUCCCACCCUCAAGGGCUUGCACGAGCGUUUCCCCAAGCUGAGAAUCAUCCUGGAGCACUGUACUUCCGCGGCUGCUAUUGAGGCAGUCAAGUCUUGCGGUCCUACAGUCUCAGCUACCAUUACUGCUCACCAUCUGUUCUUGAUUGUUGAUGACUGGGCCGGCGACCCGCACUCGUUCUGCAAGCCCGUGGCCAAGACUCCCAAGGAUCGCGAGGCUCUGCUCAAGACUGUUGUAUCGGGCAACCAGAAAUUCUUCCUCGGUACUGACAGUGCUCCUCACCCAGCCAUCAACAAGCGUGGUGACAAGGUUGCAGCAGGUGUUUUCACCCAGCCUCAUGCAGUCGGAUACGUGCUCUCUGCUCUGGAGCAGGGUAUUGAACGCGGUGUUAUCAAGGCCGAUGAUGUCACUGAGGAAAAGCUCAAGGGCUUCCUCGGCUUGAAUGGCAGAAAGUUCUAUGGAGCUGAAGACAAGAAGGGCGAGAAAGUGGUGUUGAGAAAGGAUGGUGUCAAGGUGCAGAGCUUACUGAAGAACGCCGACGGUAGUAUCGAAGUCGUACCUUUCAGACGCGAUCAGAAGACAUGGAGCGCCGAGUGGAAGUAAAAACAGCAGAGUUCAAUUGUAAUGAUAGAUGGAUCUCUCACGAG
This is a messenger RNA of Aureobasidium subglaciale EXF-2481, 1206 nucleotides long. RefSeq lists its product as uncharacterized. NCBI's taxonomy places the organism in Eukaryota, Fungi, Ascomycota, Dothideomycetes, Dothideales, Saccotheciaceae. Gene Ontology annotation, biological process: pyrimidine nucleotide biosynthetic process; 'de novo' pyrimidine nucleobase biosynthetic process. The record is from RefSeq and is a predicted model, not a curated record. Gene Ontology annotation, cellular component: cytoplasm. The coding region runs from base 86 to 1162 and encodes 358 amino acids. The transcript is spliced from 3 exons. Gene Ontology annotation, molecular function: dihydroorotase activity.